This is a messenger RNA of Mytilus trossulus (common blue mussel), 7305 nucleotides long. RefSeq lists its product as uncharacterized. Gene Ontology annotation, biological process: intracellular protein transport; exocytosis. Gene Ontology annotation, molecular function: neurexin family protein binding; small GTPase binding. The record is from RefSeq and is a predicted model, not a curated record. Bases 236 to 6181 code for a protein of 1981 amino acids. NCBI's taxonomy places the organism in Eukaryota, Metazoa, Mollusca, Bivalvia, Mytilida, Mytilidae. The transcript has 16 exons. Gene Ontology annotation, cellular component: exocytic vesicle; plasma membrane.
GCCAAUGAAAAAAGUUCAUUGCUCAAGUUGUCUAAACAGUUCAGAAAUUGUAUUCAUGGCUUAUAAAGAACUACAUUGAUAAUAACCGGUUUUAUGCAUGUGACAAGUGACACCCUUGUCUAGCCAGGCGCCUGAGAUGAUGGAAAAGAGAAUAUAAAUGAGAAUGUUGGAGGAAGAAACCAACAUGCAUAUUUAUAGAUAGAAAUUAAAAGACGAUUCCACCCAAACCCUCAUUAUGUCGAUGGAAAGUUUAAUAAAUCUGGACACUUUAACUGAAGAAGAACGCAAGAUUAUCUUGUCUGUCUUGAAGAAAGAUGAUGAACUUAAACGGACACAAGACAAAAAAAUAGGGCAUCUGAAGUUAGAAAUCCAAGCAAUUCGCAUGAAAAGUGUGCUACGGAAUGGGGAUGACUUGUCCAAAAUCUGUGCCAGGUGUCAUGCAGAGCUGGGAUUUCUCUUCAAUCGUGGUGACCCUUGUCCAAAGUGUCAUUUUCGUGUGUGUCGAGCAUGUCAAGAACAAGGGCUUGCAGGCACAUGGUUGUGUACAUUAUGCCAUAAGCAAAGGCAGUUGAAAUUUUUUAUGGAAGAAUGGAAUAAGAAAGGAAAGACUGCUAAAAAGACAGGUACUGACCUGGUCAAGGCCUCUAUGGUCAAACAAAGAAGACCUGGUAGAGUAAAUGAUGACACUUCUCAGGUGGAAAAAUCCAGAGGUGUUCAGAAUGGAAAUCCAGUCCAAAAUGGAACAUCAUUUCGAAGUAAGAAAGAAGCAGAGAAUGAAAGGAUUGAAUAUCCCAAUGACUCUGACAAAAGAAAGCUGAGCCAACUUUUCGAUACAUUUAAAUUGGGUAAAACUAGUGAAAAAACUGAACAUGUUGAAGCAAAACAACAAGUGUCAGUGAAAAAAUUAUCCACCAAACGUUACGAUGAUUCUGAUGAUUCAAGUUCGUCUGAUGAUGAUCGAUCGUCAAGAGAUUCGACACCAAAUGUUACGCACAGAAUGACAGACACACGAUCGGCAGAUGACUUUGUAACAGCAAGCAAUCUUACGAGGGGUGUCUUACAACGAAACUAUUCAGAUGAUUCUGAUCAAACAGCAAUGUCGGAUGAAACACCUUUCAUGAAAAAUACAGGAAGUACCGAAACACAGAUACGUGUUGAUAUUCAUUCUGAUUCAUCUGGAACUACACCGAAAAAAAUCAAACCUUCAAAAUAUGACCAAGAGACGGCGGGUAAAAUCAAAGAUCAUAAAUCAAAUCAUAUACACGACCAAGUUGUUAGGACAGGAAGUAUGUCAUCGUAUCGUUCAACCUCACCCGAAAACAUAGACACACCGCAAUUACAAAAGAGACAAGCCUACCAACAAAAUAGGUCACCGUCACCUUAUUCAUUUGACAGCAUUCCAUCAUCACAUGCAGAUUCACCAUUAUCAAAGAAAAGGUUUUCAACCGAAUUGUACCGACAGGAUUCUGACGCAGACUCUCGGUUUAGUGGUGUUAGUGGAAUCAGUGGAACGGCUGAACACAGUGGAACAGAAUCGUUAGUUAAGGAUAGUGGUGAAGAGGAUUACACUGUGGAAGAGUUAUCUAAUAUUAGAUUUAGACGAGUUUCCAGGAAGAACGGAAAGUCACAAAGAUCAUCAGAGCACAGUCCCAUUGAUGAUGAGGAGGUUCACCGGAGGGGUUCUUCAGGUAAGGGCAGGGUUCAAGUUGUAGAUUUACCUGAGGCUAAGGGGUUUGUUCAAAUAUCUGAAAUUUCUCUUAUUGACAUUGAAAAAGACGUUGAAAAUGACAGUGAUACUUUUUUAAAUCUUGAACUUGUCCCCCCUCCCAGUUCAAACUCACAUGGUAAAGGGUUAAUUUUAACUGAUAAAAGUGCAGGCAGUCCAAUUACCAAUGAAGAAGCUCAGAAAUUAGCGCAUAAGUCUGGCGUGGACUUGAAACAAAACAUUCCGAGAAAAGUAAAAAGGCAAGUAGUUUCUUCAGUAAACAAAGAGAUAUCAUAUAAAAGUGUGCCUAAAACAGAACCAAAAAUUGAUGCAGAAAAUGUCCACUCUUUACAGUCUUCUAGAGAAUCAAAAUCAAGUGAAAAGUCUGAAAAAUUGAACAAAAGAACUGAGAAAGAGUUGAAUGAACAACUUCAAAGGGAGUUGGGAGGUAAAAAGAUUAAAACUAAACAACCACAGUUGGAGAAAAAACAGAUAUCAAAAACUUCAAUGAAACAAGCUGAAUCUCAAGAUAGUAAGAAGAGCGUAGCAACUUCUGAAUUCGAUGUUUCUAAAAAGAAGAAUAAAGAUCAAAAGAGUAAGAAAAGUGUAGAGGCUAGUAAAAUAAAUAAAGACAUAAAAUCAUCUGAGCUAGACCGCCAAGACCUAUCGUUUGAAGAGCUUGUAUCAGAGAAAGAUAUAAAAUCUAAACAUUCAGUUGAUUCAGAAUUUGACAAAAUAUUUAACAUAGCCAUAGCAGACCUUUCAGUUGAUGAGUCUACAACAGAUAUGAGUGAUACUGGUUCAUUUAGUAGAGCAAAGGGAAAAAAGAUUAAAAAAUUGAUGAAGAAAAGAAAGAUGGAAAAGAAGGAAAAUAAGGAUUCAAAUUAUGAAAAUAAAAUGGGCAAUGAUCCUGAAGAUCUGAAAAACAAGAAUAAUGGAAGUAAGAAAAACAUUCAUGAAGUGAAGGAAGAUAGCAAGCACAAAAAAGAAUUUUCUGUAGAUAUAAAAGUAGACAUAAGUGACAAAAACGAAUAUGGAAAAAUCAAAAAGAAGAACAAAGAAGAAAAGAAAAAUGAAGGUCAAAAACAAUAUAUUGAAAUUCCAAAAGAAAGUGAACUCCAUGAAACAUCAGUAGAGGUAACUCGGAAAGUGGAAAACAAAAUUAUAGAAAGGGAAGUAACUCCAGAACUUGUUACUGAGGAAGUCAUAAACCCUGUCCGCAUUGUCAGAGAAGAGGCAUCAAUCUUACCAAUAGCAAAACUGGAGAACAUUGAAUUAUCAAUGACAAAGAACCUGGGUAAAGGUGGAAAACAGCAAAGGUCAGAACAAGAUCAACUAGAUAGUAAAAGGGAGACAACUCACAAAACAUUAGAUGAAGAUCUAUCAUCAGGGGAGAUCAUUAAUGAAUCUAAAGAUAGUACUGUUGGAAUUCCUUCUACUAUGUCAGAAGAAUUUGAACAAAUGGGGGAAAUAGAUUUUGAUGAUUUAACUAUGGAACAAAUUGGUGAGUUGAUGAGGAGAAAAUUAAUACCUAUGGAUGAACAAAUACUUAGUCUAAUUGAAUUUUCACAGAAUCGGGAAAAGUUAUCACCUGCAUUGAUGGCAAGAGGAAGUUGUGAUUCCGAUGAACUCAGCAUUAUUGACGAAGAAUCGGAACCAAGUGAAUCUGAUACAUCUACAGAAAAAAAUCAGAUGCCCGUGGAAAACACAGAACAGGAUGAUAGUAUGGUUACCAUAGAGACUAAUACUGAAGUUUCAAAACAAAAUAUUGGUGAAAAAAUAACUACAAAUGUCUUUGAUCAAGUGAAGUCAUCAGAAAAUGAACUUAGUACUUGGAAUGAAAAAGAUGCUCUUCCUAAUCAAAAUAUUGAGGUACAUUGUCAUGAUGAUACUUCUGAAAUGUCUUCACCCAUGGAUGACUCUACUAAACAAGAAAAUUUAGAAAAAAAUAUUUCAGUGGAAAAAGAAGAAAGUAAAAAUGUAGUAAAAACUAGCACUGAGGAUUUACAGAAAUUUUAUCAAGAAGUAAAAGAACAGGUUGCAUUAGAACGUUUUAUGGAAACACAGAAAUUAAAAAAUUCACAGAUAGAUUCUAGCCAUUCUAUAACAAAGGAUAAUUUAACAGAUGAUUUUAAUGACAGCCAAGCAUCUGAGCAGACAAAUAUUAAACAUGAAAAAGAAUUGAUUUCUAAACAUUCUGAAGAUGAGCAAAUGGAUGAUCAAAAACCUGAUAGCAUUAAAGCUGAGAUAUUUUCAGAAAAACAUCAUAAAAGUUUGCCAAUAGAAAAUUUGCAGAAUGAAGAUAUUAAACGUCUGCAGAUGACAGAAAAGCUCCAUGGUAUAGCUACUGACAAAGAUAUUCAGUCAGAUGGGAGUAAACUGUCUGUAAAAGAUAUUUCUGUGGAUGAUCAAAAGUCUGUUGACCUUGAGGUGAACUUGAUAACAAGCCAAUCAGAAACAAUCUCAAAAUCUGUUGUACAGAAUCAGUCUAAUCCUCGUGUCAGUUCAAGUUCACUAGAGGUAGACAAAUCUGAUGAUGUGUCUAAUGUAGAAUUAGCUUGUAAGGAGUGUCCGUCGGCUGGAAAAAUCGUUGAUGAAAAAAUUAAAAUUGUGACUUCUCCUGUUGAGCAAAAGACAUUUGAAACUGAUAAUAUAAAGCAGUUUUCUUAUACGGCUGAAUCUACACCUGAAAGGACUUACAAUAAACCAAAAGAUGAUACACCAUAUCCAGGGGGCUAUACUCCAACAAAGGCAGAUUUGUCAGCAGACAUUACGUUAACACCAGCUGAACAGAGUAUGGAUUCUGAAAACACCUUUUGUACUGCGUUAGAUGAUAAUAUGACAGACAAAGAGGUCAAGGACAUUACAUGUCAAAAAUUGAAAGAGGCUAAGAAAUCUGACCUUGUAGGUCAAAGCCUGUCAAGGGAAGUCCUUGUAAAACAGUGGUUGACAUCAAAAACAGAAUCAAGAGAAGACAACUCUAGUCCACAGUCAGACUCUUCUGAACUUGCCUCUGACAAACUGACCUUGCAAAUAAACCCUGCCCUAAAAUCUGAAACCCCUGCAUGUGACCUGUCUUCCCAGCAGAUGACCCUGCCCAAAUUAAACAUGCAGGAGUGGAAAGAGACAGGUAUAAAAGAAGCUGAUUCCAUUACAAAAUUGUCACCCAGAGCCAGUUCAGAAGGGUCAGCGAGCCUAGAAGACAGUGGUCAUGUCAGUGGAGCGUCAACGCAAGAAAAUACACCGGAGCAUCGUAGAACCGAUAGUUUACAGAGUCAGGCAUCAAUGGCAUCAUCUAAGUUGUCUACCCUGACAGACAAGGAGAGUGAGGAAGAUCCUGACAUUGAUGAACUCGUAAGGUCACAUCGAUCUCUUAAUCAAGGUUCAAUGGGUGGUAGUCGUGGCAACCUAUUGUCAGCCAUGACAGAGAGCAGAGAGAGUAUUGUCAGUUUUUAUAGCAACGCUGGCGAUGUAGAUUACGGUAAAAUACCAAUAACAGGAGACAUACAGUUUGGUAUGGAUUAUAACUACAGAACAGGGACGCUGGAGAUACAUAUAACUCAGUGUAAAGGAUUAGCACCUGCAGACACCAGGAGAAAUAGGUCUGACCCGUAUAUAAAGACAUAUUUGUUGCCAGACAAAACAAGAAGUGGAAAAAGGAAAACAAAGAUCAAGAAACACACACUUAAUCCUGUAUUUGAUGAAAAGUUGAGAUACUUGAUAUCUAAGAGCGAACUGGAGAACAGAACUUUAUGGGUGACUGUCUGGCACAAUGAUAGAUUUGGUAGGAACGAUUUCCUUGGGGAAGUCACAAUUAAUUUUGACUAUUACAGAUUCGGAGAUUCAGCAUCAAAAUGGUACAAGUUACAAGAAAGGGUUCCUCCACAUGAACGACAGAAUAUAAGGUUUGAACAGCCGACUUCUCUUCUAACUUAUAAAGGGGACAUCAUUCUCUGUCUGAAGUAUGUUCCAGCAGAAAAAGUCAACAGAGAUUCAGACUCUCCCUCUCCGUCAAGGAAGAAGGCCAGGAAACCCAAACUGCCUGGAGACAAAGGUCAGCUACAUGUGCUUAUCAAGGAGGCUAGGAACUUGACUGCUGUCAGAUCUAAUGGCUACUCAGAUCCUUUCUGUAAAGGGCAAUUACAGCCAGAUAAAGAAAAACAGAAAACACAAGUGAUAAAAAAAGAAUGCAAUCCUGCAUGGAAUUGUACCAUGGUGUUUGAAGACGUCACUGCUGAAAAUCUGAGGGAGAAGUCAUUGGAGCUGACAAUAUGGGACCAUGACAAACUGUCUAGUAAUGACUUCUUAGGAGGAGUCAGGCUGAAUCUGGGAACAGGAAAAAGUUAUGGUAAGCUUGUAGAUUGGAUGGAUGCAAGAGGAGAGGAGAUUUCAUUAUGGCAGGCUAUGGUAGAUAGACCUAAUUUCUGGAUAGAUGGCGCUCUGGUACUCAGAUCCACCAUGAGUAAAAGGAAGUGACAUCACAAAAUAAUAUCCAAUCAUAAUUGAUGGUGAUAAGCAUGUUCAGUUGUCCCAGUUAUCAGAUGGACAUGGUGUAGAUGCUUCUAAUUGAUUCAAGAUGGAGGAUUUGACAUAGGUGAAGAUAAUGAGACCGAGAGCAGAAUUAUUUACAUUGUUGAAAGACUUGGAGAGAUGAAAUUGUUUUUAAAAAAUGCUGCCAAUAAAUUGCAUAUGUUGUAAUUUCUAAUUUUUCAAAGGAAAUGAUAAUAAAUAUUUAACUGUUUCGUCUUUCAAGAGUAUAAAAAUAUUAUGACAUUCAUAUUGAAUAACAAGACCACUGUACUUUAAGCCUUCAAACAAAAGUCUGCCUAUAAAUAGUUAAUGAUUUAAGCUUUCUAAAUUAUCUAACAAAAAGUUAAUGCAGUAUGUUGUCAAGAUAAAGUGUUGGAAACAAAUUGCUUGAAGCUUAAAUAUUCCAAAUACCUCAUAUAUCAUUGUGCAAUUAGGAUUUUGUUAAAUGUUGCAUUUUAUACUUGCUUGGGUUUAUUUAUACUUUGAAAAAGGCAACAGUUGGUGAGGAAACAUCAAUCAGUUUUAAAGUCCAUGUAGGCCAACUUAACUUAAUGUAUAAAUUUUCAUCAAUUUUAACAAAAUUAUUAGACAGAAAUUUUCCAUUUUACAAUUUUGACAAACAAAUUCAAUAAAGGAAGUUUUAGUUUGGAGUAAUAGCUUUAUGGAUUGACUUAUUUAUAAAUUAUAGAUGAUACAAAUAAUUAAGAAAGUGACAGUUGAUAUGUAAAUAAACGUGUGAUUACUUCAUGAAAUCUUAAUGAAAGAAAAGUAAACAUAAUUGAGAUGUACUUUGAUCCAAAUCUGCAAAUUAGAUCAAUUUUCAUUGUAUAAAAUUAUAUAUAUACAAUGGCACUUCCCUCCUUGACAAAAAAAAUAAAUUAUAAAAAUGUCACCAGAUGAUUGCAUUCAAUCUUUUGAAGUAUAAACAAGUCCAUAUCUGUAUCAUUUAACUUUGCACUUGUGUUAUUAUUAACAAACAGGGUUUCUAUUUCUUGAUAAGAUAUUUUGAUGUCUAAUCCAAGUGAUCUCUUAAUACAUUUCUGGACACUUUGGUCUCAUUUACAUUUUGA